Dryobates pubescens (Downy woodpecker) is the source of this 5054-nucleotide messenger RNA. RefSeq names its product gastrula zinc finger protein XlCGF57.1. Gene Ontology annotation, biological process: regulation of transcription by RNA polymerase II. The record is from RefSeq and is a predicted model, not a curated record. Lineage: Eukaryota; Metazoa; Chordata; Aves; Piciformes; Picidae. Bases 129 to 5009 code for a protein of 1626 amino acids. The transcript is spliced from 6 exons. Gene Ontology annotation, molecular function: DNA-binding transcription factor activity, RNA polymerase II-specific; RNA polymerase II cis-regulatory region sequence-specific DNA binding.
GGCGGGAGCGAGGCUGGGGAGCGAAGCGUCCCUGGCGCUGCGGAGCCUGCGGGGGCGCCGGUGCCAGAGGGGGCAGCGUGAGGCAGGGCGCAGCGGGGGCGUGGGGAGCGGAGUACCCGAGGAGAACGAUGCCUCCCGGAGGGGAGCAGGGAAAGCGCCGUGAUGAGCGAGGCUUGCCGGGGGGCAGCGGGAACCUGUCGGCGGGAAGCGGGGAUCCCCGGCAGGAAGAGAGGCCCCCUCUGCGGAGAGAGAUGAUCCCCGGAGAGGAUCGGGGAGCCCCUGCUGUGGUCUCCCGGUCCGCCAUGGCAGGGCAGACGCAGGUACCGGUGACCUUCGAGGACGUCGCCGUCUACCUGAGCCGUGCCGAGUGGGAGGCCAUCAGCGAGGAGCAGCAGGAGCUGUACCGCAGCGUCAUGCUGGAUGUCUGCGAGCUCUUGAGAUCCCUGGGCAUCCAGGCAGAGCCCCCGCUGGGAACUGAGCAUGAGAUGUUUGGAGGUCACCAUCCUGGCUCCCGGCAGGAGGAGGUGUCCCAGCAGCCCACUGACCGUGAUGCUGUUCCUGAAGUCAUUGUGAAGGUGGAACCUGAAGGGGAGUUGUACAGGAGGCGUCUGCAUGGAUCCGGUGACCCAGAGGGCCCUGGCCAUGGUGCUGGAGCAGGUGACAAGUGGAGGCCCAAGGAGGAGGUGACAGCAGUGGUGUCAGAGGUGGUGGAGAGCCAGAGGAUGUUGUCCUCAAGGGAUUCCCACAGUCCCCAGCCCAGAGGUCUCUGCCUGGAGAAGGUGUCAGCUCCAGCAUCCAGCGGUGUGCCGACUGCUCCCUCUGUCUGCAGGAUGGGCACAGCCAGAGUCUCUGUCUCCAAGCAGUCACCUCCCCAUGGCCAUGCAGGCAAAGGUUCAUUUGCCUGCAGCGAGUGUGGGAAGAGCUUCAGUCUGAAGAGCAAACUGAUUCGGCACCAGCGUACGCACAGCAGCGAGAGGCCCUUUGCCUGCAGCGAGUGUGGGAAGAGCUUCCACCAGAAAAGCAGCCUGAUCAGCCACCAGCGCCUCCACACCGGGGAGAAGCCCUUUGCCUGCAGCGAGUGUGGCAGGAGGUUCAACCACAAAAGCACCCUGGUGUCUCACCAGCGCAUCCACACUGGUGAGGAGCCCUUUGCCUGCACAGAAUGCGGCAAGAGGUUCAAUCACAAAGGCAACCUGAUCUCCCACCAGCGCAGCCACAGCAGUGAGAAGCCCUUUGCCUGCACUGAGUGUGGCAAGAGGUUCAAACACAAACUCAGCCUGGUCACACACUUCCAAGUCCACACUGGUGAGAAGCCUUUCAGGUGCGCUGAGUGUGGCAAGUGCUUCAUGUACAAAAGCACCAUGGUCUUACACCAACGCCUGCACACCGGGGAGAAGCCUUUCUCCUGCGCUGAGUGUGGUGAGAGGUUCAAGCAUAAAGCCAGCCUGGCUUACCACCAAACCAUCCACACUGGUGAGAAGCCCUUUGCGUGCAAUGAAUGUGGCAAGAAGUUCCGCCAGAAGAGCAGCCUGGUGUCCCACCAGCGCAGCCACAGCGGGGAGAAGCCCUUCACCUGCACUGAGUGUGGCAAGCCAUUCAUGCACAGAUGUGCCCUGGCCUUCCACCAGCGCAUCCACACCAGGGAGAAGCACUUUGCCUGUCCCGAAUGUGGCAAGAGGUUCAGCCAGAAAUUCAGCCUGGUCACCCACCAGGCCAUCCACACCAGCAAGAAGCCCUUCACCCGCACUGAGUGUGGCAAGCCUUUCACAUACAAAAGCACCCUGGCCUUCCUCCAGGUGAUCCACCCUGGCAAGAAGCCCUUUGUCUGCACUAAAUGUGGCAAGAGCUUCAACCACAAAAUCAGCCUGGUCAACCACCAGCAUGCCCACACUAGUGAGAAGAACUUCACCUGUGCUGAGUGUGGAAAGAAUCUGAACAACAGACGCAACCUGAUCAGCCACCAGCGCAUCCAUACUGGUGAGAAACCCUUUGCCUGCAGUGACUGCGGCAAGAGAUUCAACCACAAAAUCAGUCUGGUUGCCCACCAGCACUCACAUACUGGCAAGAUGCCCUUUGCCUGCUCUGAGUGUGGCAAGAAAUUCAACAACAAAGUGAGCUUGGUCAAACACCAGCGCAUCCACAAUGGUGAGAAGCCCUUUGCCUGCUCUGAGUGUGGCAAGAAGUUCAACCAGAAAAGCAACCUGGUCACUCAUCAGGCCGUCCACACUGGCGAGAAGCCCUUUGCCUGCACUGAGUGUGGCAAGAGAUUCAACCACAAAAUCAGCCUGGUCAACCAUCAGCGCAUCCACACUGGGGAGAAGCCUUUUACCUGCAAUGAGUGUGGGAAGAGCCUGAACAACAAACGCAACCUGAUCAGCCACCAGCGCAUCCACACCGGGGAGAAGCCCUUUGCCUGCACCGAGUGUGGCAAGAGAUUCAACCACAAAAUCAGCCUGGUCACUCACCAGCGCAUCCACACUGGAGAGAAGCCUUUUACCUGCAAUGAGUGUGGCAAGAGCCUCACCAACAAACGCAGCCUCAUCAGCCACCAGCGCAUCCACACCGGAGAGAAGCCCUUUGCCUGCAGUGACUGUGGGAAGAGAUUCAACCACAAAAUCAGCCUGGUCUGCCACCAGCGCAUCCACACGGGUGAGAAACCCUUUGUCUGCUCUGAGUGUGGGAAGAGCUUCAAUGAUAAGCGCAGCCUGGUCGCCCACCAGCGUAUCCACACCUGUGAGAAGCCCUUUUCCUGCCCAGAGUGUGAGAAGAGCUUCCGCCAGAAAAGCAACCUGGUUGCCCACCAGCGCACCCACAGCAGCAGUACAGCCUUCGCCUGCCCGGCGUGCGGCAAGUCCUUCAUAUCCAAAAUCACCCUGGCCUUCCACCAGUGCACCCACACUGAUGAGAAGCCCUUUGUCUCUGCUGAAUGUGGCAAAAACUUCAACCAUAAAAUCACUCUGGUCUCCCAGCAGCCCAUCCACACUGGGGAGAAGCCCUUUGCCUGCACUGAGUGCGGCAAGAGGUUCAACCGGAAAAGCAACCUGGUCACUCACCAGCGCAUCCACACCGGCGAGAAGCCCUUUGCCUGCACUGACUGUGGGAAGAGCUUCAACCACAAAAUCAACCUAGUCAAGCACUGCUGUAUCCACAACAGUGAGAGGCUCUUUGCCUGCACAGAGUGUGGGAAGAGCUUCAUCCGCAAAAGCAGCCUGGUCACCCACCAGCGCCUGCACACCGGGGAGAAGCCCUUUGCCUGCACAGAGUGUGGCAAGAGCUACAACCAUAAAAUCAGCCUGGUCAACCACCAGCGCCUCCACACCGGAAUGAAGCCCUUUAUCUGCACCGAGUGUGGCAAGAGCUUCAACCACAAAAUCAGCCUGGUGAACCACCGGCGCCUCCACACUGGUGAGAAGCCCUUUGUCUGCUCUGAGUGUGGGAAGAGCCUCAACAACAAACGCAGCCUAAUCAGCCACCAGCGCAUCCACACCGGGGAGAAGCCCUUUGCCUGCCCAGAGUGUGGCAAGAGAUUCAACCACAAAAUCAGCCUGGUCACUCACCAGCGCAUCCACACGGGUGAGAAACCCUUUGUCUGCUCUGAGUGUGGCAAGAGCUUCAACCACAAAAUGAGCCUGGUCAACCACCAGCGCUUCCACAAUGGUGAGAAUCCCUUUGCCUGCACAGACUGUGGCAAGAGCUUCCGCGACGAAGUCAGCCUGGUCAACCACCAGGGCAUCCACACCGCUGAGAAGCCCUUUGCCUGCACAGACUGUGGCAAGAGCUUCAAGAGUAAAGGCAGCCUGGUCACCCACCAGCGCAUCCACAGUGGCAAUAUGCCCUUUGCCUGUCCUGAGUGUGGCAAGAGCUUCAACCGCAAACACAGCCUGGUCAACCACCAGCGCAUCCACACCGGGGAGAAGCCCUUCAGCUGCUCGGAGUGUGGCAAGAGCUUCACCCAGAAAGGCACCCUGCUCUACCACCAACGUAUCCACACUGGCAAGAAGCUCUUUGCCUGCUCCGAGUGUGGGAAGAGCUUUAAACACAGUCACAAACUGGUUGCCCACCAGCGCAUCCACACCGGCGAGAAGCCCUUUGCCUGCACCGAGUGUGGGAAGAGCUUCAGGCACAAAAGCAGCCUGGUCACCCACCAGCGCCUGCACACUGGAGAGAAGCCCUUUGCCUGCACGGAGUGUGGGAAGAGCUUCAGGCACAAAAUCAGCCUGGUCAACCACCAGCGCCUCCUCACCUGCCAGAAGCCCUUCACCUGCUCUGAGUGCGGGAAGAGCUUUAAGCAGAGUGACAAACUGGUUGCCCACCAGCGCCGCCACGCCGGCGAGAAGCCCUUUGCCUGCAGCGAGUGUGGCAAGAGCUACACGGGGAAGGGCAGCCUGGUCUGCCACCAGCGCCUGCACAGCGGGGAGACGCCCUUUGUGUGCACCGAGUGCGGGAAGAUCUUCAGCCGCGGCGACAAACUGAUCAUCCACCAGCGCAGCCACACCGGCGAGAAGCCCUUCGCCUGCACCGACUGCGGGAAGAGCUUCAGCCGCAGCGACCACCUGCUGUCCCACCAGCGCAUCCACACCGGCGAGAAGCCCUUCGCCUGCCCAGAGUGUGGCCGGAGGUUCAACCGCAGCGACACCCUGGUCACUCACCAGCGCAUCCACAACGGCGAGAAGCCCUUCGCCUGUGCCGAGUGCGGCAAGAGCUUUAGCCAGAGGGCCGACUUGAUUCGGCACCGCGACAGCCACAGCGGCAAGAAGCCCUUCGCCUGUCCCGACUGUGGCAAGAGGUUCAACCGCCUGGACCGCCUGGUCACCCACCAGAACACACACACCGGCAAGAAGCCCUUCGCCUGUCCCGACUGUGGCAAGAGGUUCAACCGCCGGGACCGCCUGGUCACCCACCAGCACACACACACCGGCAAGAAGGCCUUCUCCUGCCCCGACUGCGGCAGGGGCUUCAACCGCGUCGAUCGCUUGUUCGUGCAUCGGCGCAGCCACCUCGCCGAGUGACACCCUGCCUGCCCCCGCUGUGCCGCAGCUCCAGCCUCAGCCCAG